This is a messenger RNA of Saccostrea cuccullata (small rock oyster), 5132 nucleotides long. Its product is annotated as golgin subfamily A member 4-like. The record is from RefSeq and is a predicted model, not a curated record. NCBI's taxonomy places the organism in Eukaryota, Metazoa, Mollusca, Bivalvia, Ostreida, Ostreidae.
GUCACUUAUGCGCUACAGACUUGACAGAUGAAAAACACCGCAGACGAAGGCACAUGAUCUUUAGUUUUAGCUCAAAUGAUCGAUAAAGAAUAUGUUUAAGAAUUUAAAGAAAAAAUUGGAACAAGGCGUCGCACAGUCGCCACUUCGAGGAGCUCUGAAUGCUGUGACAAAGCAAACAGAAGAAGCCAGUCCAGGAGAGCCAAUAGCAGAGAGUACACCCAAGAAGGAGAACAAUGUGGUUCCCCAGGGUCUGAACUCUACAGACAGUGGGGCCACCGUAGGGGAGGGGCCAGCGGUCGGUCAGUUGGUGGACAUACCCCUCCAGGAAGACAGUCCAAACACAACUAAUGACUAUUCCUCAGCGUUAUCCCAGUUACCGGGAGAUGACACGCCUCGUGCCGCCCGAUCUCGGACAUCGUCCAUCAGUUCCGUCACCAGCGACUCUUUCUUCACGAAUGCGAAUCUCGGCCCGUUUCAUCACUACGCAGCACCGUCAGACAUUGAGAGCGAGGUGGAGGAGCAGGUCUCGAACCUCGAUGGCUACAGUAAAGACGACCUAUACCAGCUGGUCAGGAAAUACGAAAGACGAUCCAUCAGAUACAAGUCAAAGUUUAUGGAGGUUGCAAACAUUUAUAAAGAGGUUGUGGCUGAAAGAGACAAACUUAAGAACACUCUAACCCAGACACAAGACCGAGCUUUCCGGAGAAUCUCAGAGCUCAAGGAGCAGAUUCAGCUCGACCAGCUCGCUAAGAAGGACCUGGAGGAAAACUACAGGCUGAUGCUGGAGGAGAAGGAUGAACACAUGAAGGUGUUCAGGACUCAGAUAAGGCUGCUACGAGAGGGAAAGGAGAUUCCACCAGAACUGGAGGAACAAUUACAGAGUAAUAAAAAGCCCCAGAAAACCCCUGUAACGGGGGGCCCAGGAGGGGAUGGGGCAAAGGAGGAUAGUAAUGUUCAACAACUUACAGAAAAGGUCAAGAGAUUAGAGGGUUUACUGAGUCGCUGUAAAGAAACCAUCAGAAGUAAUAAAGAGAAGACCGGACAGUUAGAGGAGGAGAAUGCCAAACUGACCAAUGAAAUCAAAGAACUGACAAAACUAAAGGGUACCGCUAGUCCAGAUCAGUUAUCUAAACUACAAAAUCAGAUCAAGCAGGCAAGACAGGUGAUAGAACAGCUGGAAUCUGACAGAGAACUAGCCAUUGCAGAGGUCAAACGGCAGGUGCAUGAAGAAAUUCAGGCCAAGGACGAGGAGGUCAUCAAGGCCAGAGAACAGAUCAAGGUCAAAGAGGAAGAGCUAGUGCAUGCACAACAGCAAGGGGAACAACUCAAGGCAGAGAAUCAGGCACUGCAGGAAAAGAACGAAAAAUUAGAAAAAGCAGCCAGAGAGAAACUGGAGAAAUCGAGGGAGAUUGUAAGGAAACUAAAGGAAGAGAAACAGAAACUACAGCUAGAAUUAGAGGAGCGGAUCCAGAAAAUGGACACAGAGUACAAGGAGCGGAUCCAAAGCGUGGAGAAAGCAAUGGAGGAUGAGAAGGAGGGGUUGGUACAGGAGCUUUCCAAAGCCAAAGCAGCAGCCAUCAGCUGCAUGCAGGAGGAAACAGAGAAGACCAUUGCUAAUCGUGUCCAGGCCUCAAUGGAGGAGAGAGAUCAAUACUGGCAUCAGAUCCUGCAGGAAAAAGAAAAAGAACAUGUAGAUGUUCUAGAUACCAAGGUUUGUGAACAUGCCUAGUUGCUCAGGCAGAUGGAGGGAACAUAAAAUCGUAAAUGGUUGGAGGAACAGGAAAUGAGGCUAGCUGUUGAGGAAACUCACAAAAUGGCUACCUUAUCACAGCAGGACUCACUCAUCUCCAAAGUGGCGGACACACUUUCUUCUGAAAAAUCCAAACUGGAAGGAGAAUUGGCAGACCUUCAGAGUGUAGUCACAAAGCUCACUGAAGAGACAGAAAGCAAGAUCCAGAAAAUUCAGGAAGAGGCAGCUGAACAAAAGCAGGAAAUGGAAUCCAGGCUCCGAACUCAGAUGGAGGAAUCACUGAGCAGGAAGGAUCAGGAAUGGGAAGAGAGACUGCAGUCUGCAGCGGACACGCACACCGUCCAGAUUGCAGAGCUAACGCGAAAGCAGGAGGACGCCAUGCAGGGUUCAACUUCAGAGCUGGAGGGGUAUUACAAAGAGCAGAUGAAGACGAUGAAAUCCAACUAUGAACAGCUUCUUCAAGAGAGGGCCCAGCAGGUGGAAGGGAUGAAUCUGUCACUGCAACAAAUCAAGGUGGAGAAGGAAAAUGUAGAGAAAGAGUUAUCGGAAGUGAAAGAGGAAUUAAGUCAAAAGAGGAAAGAAAUAGAAAACCUGAUGACUAAUAGUGGUAAUGUUCAGUCUGAAAAAGAGGCCAGGAUUGCAGAACUUGGAGUGGAGGUAGAAACGCUGACAAAGAAUAUGGAACAGUUAGGGAGAGAAAAGAAGGAAAUGGAAGAGGACAUUAUCAAAAUGAUAGAACAGAAGGAGAAGUCAGAGCAGACGUACAGGGACAGAAUAUCAGAGUUAACUCAGGAAAACAGUGACACAAUGGCAGCCAUAUCAGCGUCAUCUGAUGAAAGCAUCAAAGCACUGACCAAUCAGAUAGAGGAGAAGAACAGAGAUAUAACGGAGCUGAUGGAGAAGUUACAGAAGGCUGAGAACAAGGUGGCAGAACUGGACAAACAGUGUGAAAAAGUGGAAAACAAACUUUCUCAGUCACAUAAAGAAAAAUCCUUCCUUGAGGAGAAGAUAGCCAGUUUUGAAUUAUCCAUGUCAGAAUCACUGAAAUUGAAUGAUGAUUUAAAUCAGAAAGUCAAAGAGACUCAGGAGAUGUUUAGUUCUAAUCAGCAGCAGCUGCAGCAAGAAAAGGCCAGUCUGGACCAGAAGAUCACGUCAUUACAGGAAGCUGUCAGUGAAGGGGAGCAGAGGGUGACAGAAAUGGAGCAGGCCAUUGUAAAGAAGGAGGAGGAAAUUCAGACAUUGAAAAAAGUUUUGGAGGAAAAUGCUGUCUACAUCAAAGAGCUGGAAGAAAAAGUGAAGGAAAGAGAAACAGAGAAAAAUGAAUUAUCUGAGAUUUUGGGAAGCAAGGAAGAGGAGAUAAGUAAGGAGAAAGAAAAGUUUGAUAGGCUGAGGGCAGAGGCUAAAGGAAGAUUGAAGGAACUGAAGGAGAAUUUGGAUGAGAGUGGACAGAAGUAUCAGGAUCUGGAGCUAGAGAGGAAGACACUGAUAGACAAACAUAAUGAGGAGAUGAAGGAGGCUCAACAGAAACUUCAGGAGGAAAAGUCCAGCUAUCAAAGCCUAGAGGAAAGUUUUAAAGCUCAGUUUGAGGAGCUGAAGUCCAAGCACAAGGAACAAGUGAAUCAAUUAAGGGAAGAAUUUCAAGAGAAGCUGAAAGAGAGAGAGGUGGAGUUUGAAGGGAAGUUGACGGAGCUGACCCAGCAGAAGGAUCUGAAUGCUGAGGAUUUGAUGAAGGACUUUGAAACGAGAAAGACGCAGGAGAUAGGGCAGAUGGAAGAGAAUCACAAAAGAGAGGUGGCCAGCCUUGUGGAAGACUGGGAGGGGAAACUUCUGAAGGCAAAGGAGGAAUUUGAUAAAGAAAGACAAAACUUGAUCAGUCAACACCAGGAGGAAUGUGUAAGGACUACGGAGGAACAUCAGAAACAAUUGGCAGAGGUACAGGCUAACUUGGAACAGAGGAUAGCUGAAAAAGAAUCAAGGAUUGAACAACUGAACUCUGAUUUGACGUCUGCUCUAGAAAGUAAGGAGGCCUCUUUGAGAGAGUUGACAGAAAAUCAAGCUCAAUUUGAGGGAUCCACCAACAAGACCAUUGAAAAUCUGAAGCAGAAGUUGCAAGAGGCAGAGGAGAAAUUGCUUCAGAUGAAUGAAAAUAUCAGCAGUUUAGAGACAGAGAGGAAUAGUCUCAUUGAAAGCAAAGCAAUGUCUUCUUCACAGUAUGAAGAAGAGAUAAAUUCACUAAGAGAUUCAGAAAAAAAUAACAAGGAGAAGCUCACAGCUCUUGAGGAGCAGGUUAAGGAUCUUAGUCAACAAUUGUACACAGUGUCAGAAAAACAUGAAAAAGAAAUGUCAGAAAAAGAACAGGUGAUCAAAAACCUAGAUGAAGAAAUAAAGCAAUUGACCAACACUAAUAAAUCAAUGGAAGAAAUGUUAAAAGAAAUGAGUGAAGCUUCCCAAGCCAGAGGAGAUGACUUGCAAGAAAAGGAAAGUAAAAUGAAAGAACUGGAAUCUUUACUUGCAAAGAAAGAAGAAGAAUGGUCGCAGAAACUCGAAGAGAAUCAAAAGCAGUGUAGCCAAAAAUUGGAGGAAAUUCAGGUAGAGAAAUCAAAAUCUGAGCAAGAUUAUGAAAAAAGGAUAUCAGAAAUGUCUGAGAAUGACAGCGAACUGCAGGCCAACCUUACACAAUUGAAUAGUAAGGUCAGCCAGACAGAAGAGAAACUUCAUGACUGCAUUCAGCAAUAUGAGUCUCAGAUCGAGGAAUACAAAAACAAGUUGGAGCAGCAGGUGGAAAGUGGCAAGCAGGAGAUUCAGAAAGUGGAGGAGCAGUGGAAGAACAAGUUACAGGAGUUGAAGCAGAAGUACAUGACCAAACUUAAGGAGAUUCAGAAAGAAAGCAAGGACAAGGUCAGUUCGAUGUCACAGGAAUCCGGCGAGGUCCAGAGAAGACUGGCAGAGCUGGAGAGCCAGUUGAAUCAGGAGAGGACCGACAAGGAGGCGAUGUCAGAGGAACUGACCCACGCCAACACCAAACUUCUGCAGCUGGAGGAGACCUCGGGAGAGUCCAAGAUGGCCAUCAUCGAUCUGGAGAAGAAGAUUCAGGAGAUGGAGAAAGUGGAUAGGGAAAAAGACCAAAGGAUCUCAGAAUUACAGGGGAGGAUCAAAGAAUUGGAGUCUGUGAUUGUGGAAAAAGACCAAAGGAUUGUGGAAUUACAGGGGAGGAUCAAGGAACUGGAGGCAGUGGUUGUGGAAAGGGAGAGUGAGGUUAAAAAGUUAAGGCAGUGUGUUGAUGAGAAAGAUAAAGAACUGAGUGAGAAAGAAGUGAGAAUUGAACAGUUAAGUGGUAGAAUGAAUGAACUGGAAAAUGUAGUCAAGGAAGAAGGAGUGGUGA